Parnassius mnemosyne (clouded apollo) is the source of this 4502-nucleotide messenger RNA. Lineage: Eukaryota; Metazoa; Arthropoda; Insecta; Lepidoptera; Papilionidae. The record is from the annotation of a GenBank genome assembly.
GGCUCAUUGUCAUUGGUGUUGUUUUGUUUUUAUUUACUUUAGAUUUAGAGAGUAAAGUAAUUUAAAUAAGUUUACUUUCGAACAUGUUGUAAACAGAAGUAAAAUACUAAAAAUGUCGAAAGCAAUGCGUAAAAUUUUCGAUAAAGGAUACUCACAUGAUGAACCAGAUCGAAUACCGAAGAAUAUAACCAUUAGCAACUUGGAUAUUAUUAUGUACGUUGUUGCGAUUGUAGGGCAUUUAGUGGAUUUAGGUUUGGAUAUAAAUGUGGCUGUAAGAUAUUCUUUGGCUCAAAAGAUGAUGGAAUUUGGUUGGACACUGACAUUCAUACUGUUACCAGCUUUUGUUAACACUGCGGUUUCUAUAAGAAUGUAUUCGCAAGAUAAACAACAAGACUCUGUAACCAAUGAGUUUACUAAACGCCAUUGGUUGAGGAUCUUCAUUCUAGUACUGCAAUUGGCGCCUAUACUUCGAUUUACUGAUGCUCUCAUUUACGCCAUCAAGUCACGCAAAGCAGAGCGCAAACGUGAUCCAUCAUCCCAGAGGAUGUAUUAUGGGCUAAUGUUGAAGGAAGACUCAGAUGCUGCCCUUCUGAGAGUGUUUGAAUGCUUUCUAGAAGCUGCACCUCAGCAAGUCCUUCAAACUAGUCUUCUCUUCAGGUCUUAUGAUCAACUGGCAGUGCAUCAGAUACUGUCGAUCUGUUCGUCAGUGGUGGGGAUGGGGUGGUGCCUUGCUGCAUACCAGCGUGCCGUACGCUUCGCUCAGCAAGACAAGGCCAACAUGAGGUGGUCUGGUACCAUAUUGCAGACCCUGUGGCAUUUCUUAGUUACAUUAAGCAGAGUGAUAUCUCUGUCAAUAAUUGCCUACCUGUAUCCAUACUGUACAGUGCUGGCUUGCGCGAUCCACGUCAUGAUUAUGGCAAUAUGGCUGCAGCUGUUCGACCGGUCGCCAUUUUGUGCGCACAACAAAAUGGCCGAGAUCGCGUUCUCCUUCGCCCUCGGUGGGGUUUACCUAUUCACUUAUAUCCUGCCGAUUGAGGGUAGGACGAGAUAUCGGUAUACCGUGUACUAUACGAUAUGUUUCGUUCAGAAUAUAUGUUGCACUUUCAUUUGGUAUUAUUUUGUGGACGACCCCAUGAGGGGUUCAAUAUAUUUCUAUCCAGUUUUAGUGUUAAGUGUGGUGCCAUAUGUGAUUGGAGUUUCGUUUAUGGUAAUUUAUUAUCUGUUUUUCCACCCCAGAGUGAGUGUGAAGGGCGAUGAUGUAACUGUAUCAUUCAAAAGUAGUGAACCCGAGAUUGGAUCAUAGCAUUUCAGUUUUAAUCUAUUAGAAAAUAGGUGUUUAAGAAGAUAAUCGGGCGGAGCUUAGUCCAUACAAACGUAUUCCUCACUAGGGUAAAUAUUUAAUAUUUUCUUUACUAUACCAUCUAUAUUUUUAUUUAAGUUUAUCUUAAGAAACCUCCACUAGGAUUUUUUCCUGUAUCGUGGACGCAGUUUACAUACAUAUGUUUACGUAACAACCAACAUACAAAGCUAACAACGAAGAACAUAACAAGCUAUUUCUAAUUUGUUUUGUGUGGUUAAUUGUGUAACAUACAUGAUUGUAAGCUGUUAUUUAAAAAAAAGUCCCGCUGGGUUUCUUGCUGGUUCUUCCCAGGACAUAGGUUUUUUUUCGAACCAGUGGUAAUUAAACAAAAGAGUGACUUUCAAUAAGUAUUAUUUAUUAUCUAUAUUGAAUAAAAAAGUUUGUUUCUGCUUCCAUUAGUAGGCUAUACAAAUACUUGUUUCGUGCGCAAGUCGAACCCGCGGCCUGCAGCGCCGCAACUCAUUGCUAAGACGCUGCCUGCCACAGAACCGUCCACUCCUAUCUAACGCAUCCUUGUGUCUUAGUUUUUCCAUAAAUUAAUCAUUAUUUUUAAAUCUUUCUAUGCUUCAAAAAAAAAGGAAACCGUACAGACAGUUACAAUUCUUUUUAUUUUUUUCUCGAAAAAAAAAAGUUAUUGGUCCAAAAUUGGAGAAAGAAACAGGGCAAUAUGAGAUAAUGGUCCGCUGACAGACAGACGGACGGACGGACGGACGGACAGCGGAAGCUUAGUAAUAGGGCCCAUUUGUACGGAACCUUAAAACCUAUUGUCAGUUUCUUGCAGCCCGCAUAUCCUCUUAAUGUACUGAAGUACUUAAGUGUACUUAAUAAUAUUAUAAUGAAAUUAAGCUUUUGAAUCUCAAGCAUUCCCAUUUUAUUUAGCAUAUAAUUACACUUUAUUCUGUAUUAUUAUGUUGUAAUUUAUUAUUUAAAAACUGUUAGGUUUUAAAAGUACGAGUACAUAAGUCCAGGUGUCAUCAUUAAAUACUAAGCUAAAACUUUUUAUUUAAUUGACAUGUCUAAGAGUUUCAAGCAUCUACACCGGUUCAAAAAACAACUUCUCUGGGAAGAACUGGUAAGAAUCUUUGAGGUCCUAGAUUUUCUAAUGUGAUGUUAAGAUUUCAUUUACAUAUGUCACAUGUACGUUAUAUAGUAUACAGUGGUGGAUAAAAUUAACUAUCCCGGCCUGGAGGAGGCGAGACCAAAUUUAUUAUAAUGCGGUAAUGAUGUUAAAAAUGGUUUGUUGGUUUAUAUGAUCAACUGCUAGUUCAGAGUUAUUAAAGGGAUGAUUUUACGUAGAUUAUGGACUGUGUGGUGGUGAGAAUACACUAUUUCUAUAUUAUAUAUUAUAAUAUAUACAUAAAUACAAAAUUAAUACAUUUGGUAUAAAUAAGACUAUUUAACAAUAUUGUAAUUCUAAUGAUUCCUCAGUAAAUACUCGCGAACCAACUUUUUUUUUCGUUAUUGUAGAUUUUGAAUCAAUAUUAAGUCUCUACUAAGGAACCUUUGAUGUUGUAGCCGGUGGAAGGAAAAGCUUCUUCUGCCCGGGGAGCGGCCAACGCUCUAAGUGGUAGUUUGGAGCUAUUCUAUAUAUACUGCUUUAACUUCGGAACUUUGUUAGUGCGAUUUAGGCUUCGAUAUGUUUCGCUUGUGGCGCGACGACAGCGCUGCCACAAUGUAAUGAAUUGUAUUUAAAACAUGCAUUUAUUAACAUCAUUACUUAAUAUUUUACAUUAUUGAAUAAAAUUAAUUUAUCGUGUUUAAUUUGACCUACGUUUGUAGUUUUAGUGGUUGGCAACGUCCAAGUAGCCACAGGUAGACUGAGGUGUUAACUUCACAACAAGUUCUUAGUUGUUCUAGCCUGUCUCGAUUUUAAUUUUUAAAUACAUAAUUGGAUUAUGUUUUCUCGAGAGCAAAAAUAACACAAAGUUACCCCCUGCGGCGACGAGGUUCGCCACCCGUCACGUUCUGUCCCCCGGAGGGGCGAAAAGUGGAUUGCGGAAGCCCGUCUGGCUACAUUGAACGUAUGUGGAGGAAUGAAUGAUAAGAUGGAUGAAGUAUGCGAUAUGAUGUAUGAUAGAGGAAUAGACGUGUUAUGUGUGAAUGAGACGAAACGGAAGGGAAAGGAUGCCACUACACAUGGCAUGUAUACCGCGUACUGGUCUGGUGUAGACGAGACCGAGCGGGCAUGCCAGGGAGUCGGUAUCAUCCUUUCAGAAAGAAUGGGUCAGUGUGUAAAAGAGUAUGAAUGUGUAAGCCCGAGACUGCUAUGGAUACGAAUGAAAGUGGGCUUAAAGAAGUUGUUUGUUUUAGGGGUCUACGCCCCAGACAUGUCUAAGCCCACUUAUAUCCGAGAGCAGUUUUGGGAGUUGGUAAGGAUGGUGCUAAUGAAAUGCAAGGUUAAUGAAAAUAUUGUGAUAUUAGGCGAUUUUAAUGGAAGGGUUGGGGUGAGGAGGCUUGGUUAUGAAAGGAUAUUGGGAACGUUUGGUGAUGAAAGUAUAAAUGAGAAUGGUGAAAGCCUUCUCGCCGUAUGCGUGGAAAAGAAUCUUGUUGUGACGAACACUUUGUUUCGUCAUAGGAAGAUUCACACGUAUACAUGGGAAAGAGGUGAUGAUAGAAGUAUGAUAGAUUUCAUAAUUGUUGAUGAAAGAAUGAGGAGCGCGGUGGUAGAUACAAGGGUUUACCGGGGCUCUAACGUAGGGACGGAUCAUUACUUGGUCUUAUGCCGAAUUAAUGGUCUUUUCAGACGUUGGAGGCAUCGGACAUCUGUGUCUACCACAGCGUUACAGCGUAUAAAAACAGAGAGGCUACAAGAUGAAGGUGUGAAAGAGAAGUUCAAAUGUAGAUUGAGAGAAAAUAUAAGUGGUAUGGCUGAAUUGUGUAUGAAUGAUUUAGACUUGGAGACUGUGUGGUAUAAUGUCAAGAAAGGUUUAGUGGAUGCAGCUACCGAAGUAUGUGGUGUAAGCAAGAGAACAAAUGAAAGGAAAAAUAACACGUUAUGGUGGGAUGAUGAGGUACGGAUGGAAGUUGAAGCAAAGAAGAAAGCAUGGCUAGAUUUACUAGCAACCAAGGCUAGUAAUUCUAGCAGUAUGAAUGAUGAUAUUGAAAGGAAAAAGGCGGUUUUUAGACACCUAAAUAAGAGAGU